Molecule: messenger RNA, 891 nt
Organism: Ectocarpus siliculosus
Lineage: Eukaryota; Phaeophyceae; Ectocarpales; Ectocarpaceae
Source: the annotation of a GenBank genome assembly
AUGCUGGCCGACAAGCUGGUCGGCAACCUGUCGUACGACACCGACAAGGAGGUUCAGAACCUCGAGCUGCUCAAGCUACGCUUCGGGGAGACCAGCAUGCACCACUGCGAGAUCAUGGUGCGGGACCUUGAAGAAUCGAAGCGAGUUAACGCCAACGUGCAGGACCGACUCGCCCAACGGCAGACCGGCGAGGCUCAGAAGGAGGAUGCCCGCCAGCACUUCUGGCCACACCUCCUCGGAGAGGACAUGCGGCUGCACCCACGGAUGCAGGACAGGCUGGCGGCCUUCGGCAAGGCUUACUCCGUCAUCAAGAACCCUCGUCUCCUCGUGUGGAAGAAGCAGCUGGGUGUGGUGGAGCUGAACCUCGACUUCAACGGGGUCGAGAGAAGCUUCUCGGUCUCCCCGCUCCACGCCACGCUCAUCAUGCACUUCGAGGGCAAGGCGGAGACUUGGCGGUUGUCCGAUCUGGCUCGGGAGGUGGAGCUUCCCCCCUCUGUGGUGCAGAAGAGGAUGAUGCUCUGGGUCAACCAGGGGGUGGUUUCCGAGAGCAACCCCGGCCCGGUGUACCGCCUCGUCAAAGACCAGACUCAAAAUCGAUCGGGAGGGGAGGGUAUGGAGUCGAUGGUCCUCGAGGACAACACGGAAGCGGCCGUGUCGGCAGACGCGAAUGAUGCCGAGUCGGACAAGAUCAUCGUGCAAUUCCUCACAGGGAUGCUGACGAACUUCUCGAAGCUACCGCUGGACCGGAUCCACAACAAUCUCAAGAUGUUCAUGUCGGGGGGGGACAACAAGUACGACAAGUCGCUGCCCGAGCUGCAGCAGCUGCUGUGGCGCCUGUGCUCGGACGGGAAGCUGGAGCACGCAGAUGGAGAGUACCGCCUAGUCAAGUAA